This is a messenger RNA of Microplitis mediator, 746 nucleotides long. RefSeq names its product general odorant-binding protein 56d-like. The transcript is spliced from 5 exons. Lineage: Eukaryota; Metazoa; Arthropoda; Insecta; Hymenoptera; Braconidae. Gene Ontology annotation, molecular function: odorant binding. Bases 112 to 540 code for a protein of 142 amino acids. Gene Ontology annotation, biological process: sensory perception of smell. The record is from RefSeq and is a predicted model, not a curated record.
UGUGUACCGAGAGCUAAUUAAUGUCAGCUGGGUAUAUAAGACAAAUUUUUUCACACUCUAAACAUAAUAUUUUUUGAAUACUCUCUGAACAACAUACAUUACUAUUAAACAAUGCGUGGGUCAGUUUUAGCAAUUGUUGCUUGUGCUCUUGUAGUUGGUGUUCUGGGAGAUGAUGACAUGAAAGAAAAGCAUAAGGAAAUCUUUAAAAAGUGUGCGGAAGAAGCAGGCGUCACUAAAGAAGAUCUUCAUAAUCAUAAGAAAGACGAAGAACCCGAGACAAAAGUCAAAUGUUUCCAUGCUUGUGUUGCGAAGGCUGAAGGCGCUAUGGUCGAUGGAAAACUUAAUAAAGACAAAAUAAUCGAGAAGAUUCCUGCUGAUGCACCAGAUCGCGAAAGAGUUGUUGAAGCCAUUACAAAAUGCAGCGAACAAAAGGCAGAUGACGAAUGCGAGACAGCUUAUCUUGUUUUCAAGUGCCUUCGUGAAAAUAAGGCAUUACCUCACCCUCCCCACCACCACCACCACCAUCACCAUGACGAAUAAUAAUAAUUAUUUAUUUCUGGCGACCGAAGGAAUCACAAAUAUAUAUAUAUUGUAUAACGACUCAAUGGCUCUCUACUUGUUACCAAGCUAAUUAAAAAUUAUGUAAUUAUUAUUAUUAUUAAUUUUGUUUUUGUUGUAAAAUAAAAAUAACGAAAUGCGAAAUUGUAAAACAGAACGUCAAUAAAUAAUUUAAAUCAGCAAGAAAA